UUGUCCCAUAUCCUUUUUAUCAAUCCCCUAGGAGGUUAUCAUCUCACUGCUUCCAUCACCCAUACGAUUAGAUUAUUCCAUCCAUCUAUGAACCAAUCAACGUCGUCAGAUGCCUAUUAGAGAUUCUAUUAACAACAGAGAUUUUAAUUUAAUAUUUUGUAAAAUACAAUAACAACUAUGACUGAGAGAGGAACUCCAGAUGAGGGAAAUAACGUUCCUCUCAUCGAUAACAGCCUACUAGUUGAUAUCUCCGAUGCUCUCAGUGAAAAGGACAAAGUUAAGUUUACCGUUCACACCCGUACGACUCUGAAAGGAUUUCAGAAAUGUGAAUGCUUGGUGGUUCGUCAACAUGAGGAAUUCAUAUGGUUGCAUGAUCGUUAUGAAGAGAAUCCUAUAUACGCGGGAUACAUUAUCCCACCUCCCCCACCGAGGCCAAAUUUUGAUGCCUCACGUGAGAAAUUGCAACGCUUAGGCGAAGGAGAGGGAACGAUGACGAAAGAGGAAUUCACCAAGAUGAAGCAGGAGCUGGAAGCGGAGUAUUUAGCGACGUUUAAGAAAACUGUUGCUAUGCACGAAGUGUUUUUAACACGUUUAGCAAGUCACUCGGUGUUCCGUGAAGAUAACCACUUACAUGUGUUCCUUGAAUUCGACCAAGAUUUGUGUGCCCGUCCCAAAGGUCGUUUACAGCAGCUAGGUGGUAUUGUUAAAUCAUUAGGUAGCACAACCGAUCAGUACUAUUUGGGUGCCACUGUUAGGGAUGUGAACGAUUUUUUUGAACAGCAAAUGAAUUCUAUUACCGAAUAUCACAGUCAUUUGAAGGAAGCUACUAUUCGUACAGAUAAAAUGACAGAAAAGCAUAAAGAGGUUGCUGAUAGUUACAUUAAAAUUUCGGGUGGACUCUUACAAUUAGCUAACGUAGAUUCCGGUCCACUAAAUAAAUUUCUAGCGAAAGUAUCGGAUUACUUCGAAAGGGCCAGAAAAACUGAAAGUAGGGUAGCUAGUGAUCAAGAUCUGAAGUUGGCGGAUACAAUCAGGUACUACAUGAGGGACAGUCAGGCGGCAAAGGCCUUGCUUGUGAGGCGUUUGCGGUGUUUGGCUAAUUACGAAGCUGCUAACCGAACGUUGGAGAAGGCUAGGCAUAAAAAUAAAGAAGUUCACGCUGCCGAGGGCGCUCAAACAAGUGCGUGUGAGCAAUUUGAGUCCAUAUCCGCACAAGCGAAGGAGGAGUUGUUAGAUUUUAAAACGCGGAGAUUACACGCAUUUAGAAAAAGUUUAAUAGAAUUAGCAGAGUUGGAAUUAAAGCACGCUCGUACUCAGCAAGAGUUAAUUCGUAAGUCAAUACAAAGCUUACAAGAGCUUCUUUAAUGAUGGCCGUGAUAUUUUUCUACAUAAUUACUAUUUUUCUUUAUUGUUUUAUUACACAUUCCUGUUUUAUCAGAUUUUAUAUCAAAAGAAAGAAGGAAUGUUUAUAUAAGCUCUAUUAUUGUGUAAUGUAAUGGUUAAAUGUAUAAAAUAUAUAUAGUAUGACAGUUUUA
Molecule: messenger RNA, 1535 nt
Organism: Photinus pyralis (common eastern firefly)
Lineage: Eukaryota; Metazoa; Arthropoda; Insecta; Coleoptera; Lampyridae
Gene: Snx6
Product: sorting nexin-6
Exons: 8
Coding region: 178-1365 (395 amino acids)
Biological process (GO): phagosome-lysosome fusion involved in apoptotic cell clearance
Molecular function (GO): phosphatidylinositol binding
Source: RefSeq, a predicted model, not a curated record